Hydatigera taeniaeformis is the source of this 1119-nucleotide messenger RNA. The record is from the annotation of a GenBank genome assembly. NCBI's taxonomy places the organism in Eukaryota, Metazoa, Platyhelminthes, Cestoda, Cyclophyllidea, Taeniidae.
AUGUCUGUGCCGCGACAGGGGGAGAAACAACAGAAUGAUCGUCUUCAACUCAUAAUAGCUGAUCUUGUUAGGGAUGAAGAAAACAAGUACUGUGCAGAUUGCGAUGCCAAAGGGCCACGUUGGGCGUCCUGGAACUUGGGAGUUCUCCUCUGUAUUCGGUGUGCGGGAAUCCACCGUGGUUUGGGCGUUCAUAUAUCAAAAGUUAAGUCACUUAAUCUUGACUCAUGGGAACCCCAACAAGUUGCUAUGCUUAAAGCAGUUGGUAAUCGACGUGCCCGAGAGCUCUAUGAGGCGAAUCUCCCGGAGUUAUUCCGUCGGCCCCAAACAGAUUCAGCGCUUGAACAAUUUAUCCGAGCCAAAUAUGAACAGAAAAGAUAUGUUUCUUCAGACUUUGUUGCCCCACAACCUGAUAUGGAAUCUGUGAAAAAGGAUCUUCUACGGUUGGAGCAACAAAGCAAACGAAAAGCAGUUAGCGUCAGGUCCAUAAACUUACCUCUUCAGAACAGUGAUUCAUCAAGGAUCCAGGGUCGGACACUUAAGUCGGUUCCGAAAAGUACUGGCGACAAUACUGGUGGUGGAACGGCUGAUAUCUUGGGUCUUUCGCCGCCUGUGACUAACAAGAACGAUGAUAGUGGGUCUUCUGCUUCAAAGGCUCCGGCAGAGUAUGCAGAUACUCCCCAACAGGCUAACCGGGUGUCAGAACUGGAGUCCGGCACUUUUAGCGCGGAUCUCGUUGGAAUCGACUUCAGUGAAAUGACUCAGCCUUCCGCGGUGGAGACGGGCAGCAGUGAGGAGCAGCGCGCCACCAAAGAGUCCAUUCUCGCUCUCUACGCACUAUCUAAACCCACUGGUGCAAGUGGCGGGCUCUUGUCGCCGGGUCUCGCUCAUUCAAACGUUCAGAACGGAAUACCCAUGGCGUCCAUGUUCGGUGUAGCCGCUUCCCCCAAUCAUGUACCUAACCAGGCGCCUCCCAUGUAUCAAUCUCCUGUAUCGUCCAUUACUUUCGAUCGGUAUUCAGUUCAGGCCAUAAAGGCACCUGCGUCCUUGGACCUCCAUGGUCUGGAUGUUUUCCAUGAUGGCAUAUCACAAUGCACGUCAAAGGUGAGCUAUUUUACCUAA